Trifolium pratense (red clover) is the source of this 1063-nucleotide messenger RNA. Its product is annotated as 14 kDa proline-rich protein DC2.15-like. The transcript has a single exon. Lineage: Eukaryota; Viridiplantae; Streptophyta; Magnoliopsida; Fabales; Fabaceae. The coding region runs from base 173 to 571 and encodes 132 amino acids. The record is from RefSeq and is a predicted model, not a curated record.
UACAAAAAGUACAAACAACAAAUAUUAUCUCACUUUUCAUUCACUUCCACCCAAUUAGAUUGAUUAGAUUUUUAAUGUCCACCCUUACAAUAAUUUUUUUGCCUAUAAAAUGGUUCACUCAUUCAACCUAUUAAUAACACAUAUUGCUACAUUUAAUUUGUAAAAUAUAGUCAUGGCUUCCAACAACAAAUUCUCUGCCAUCAUUUUUUUGCUUUCUCUUCUUGCUUACUCAACAUUCACUCAUGCUAAUGUUCCAUGCCCACCAUCACCAAAACCAACACCUUCACCUAGUGCUUCUCCACCAUCCAAAGGUCAGUGCCCCAAGGAUACCUUAAAGCUAGGGGUUUGUGCCGAUCUUUUAGGGUUGGUUAAUGUUGUUAUUGGAAAUCCUCCUUCCGGUAGCAAUUGUUGUGCAUUGAUCAAGGGUCUGGCGGAUUUGGAGGCCGCGCUCUGUCUUUGCACCGCACUUAAGGCCAAUGUGCUUGGAAUUAACUUGAAUGUACCUAUCACGCUAAGUUUGAUCCUUAGUGCAUGUCAAAAAACCAUUCCUUCUGGUUUCCAAUGUCCCUAAGGAUUCAAAUUAGUUCGCGUAUAUGUCUCGUUGUUGAAUAAGUAUGUAUUUGCAUUAUAUAAUAAUUGUGGAUCAUUGUUAACAACACACUCUCUUAAUAACAUUUGCUCUAUUAUGGGUUGAAAUUCAAAGAUAUUUACAUUCACAUUGGAAAUGUGACAGACAUGAAUUACUAAAACUCAAGUGCAUUUCAACCAAUAUUAACAAGAGUUUGAAAGAGUGUGUUGAUAUCACUUUGUUUUUUUUAUUGUCAUUGUUUUAUGUAGUUGUUAAUGUGUGUACUAGUAGUUUGUUGAAACAUUUGUUUGUGUAGAUUUCUUAAGUGUGUUUCGUCAAACUAAUAAUUGGGUAAGCUUGUUUGCCUAAAUUAGUACGUCGUAUUAAUUUUUAGUAAUAUACUGUGAAAUUUUAUGUUUGUUUGCAAAGUCCAAAUGUCAUGUGCGUGUACAACCCUUCAUGUGUUAUGAAUGAAUUCAAUCUCAUCGUGUGAAA